AGUCCCGAGUUCCUCAGACGUCACAAUGUUCAAGUUCGCGGUUCUUGUCGCCGGUUGUGCAGCUUACGCUUCCGCCGCGAAGAUCGUUUGCGAUGUCCACGCGUUCGAUAAAGCGGCUGGGGACGUUCUCCUGUACGGAGGUGGAGCGUCGGCCCCGAACACAUUCGCCCAGCUCGACGCCAAAUGUGCCAGUGAGAGAAAAUCUCUGAAGUUCGCUGAGGAUUACACCGAAAACUGCGUUCACGGACUUGGCAAGGGCAUGUUGAAGAUCUUCAUCGAAGGUGCCGGUAACGAAGUCAGCAAGCAUUGCACUGCUGGUCCCAUGAAGAACAAAUACAUCCGGCUCGCGCCUUGCAUCAACCAGAAAGCCGCUGCCGAGAUCUUCAAGUGCAACAACAUGCUUGCGGCUAUCCUCGAAGGAACAACGGCGCAUCCCAAGAAGAACCGAGUUCCUCUCAGCUGCUGCUACAUGAACGAGUACGUCAACUGCGUCGUCAAACACGCCUCAAAAUGUGGUAAGGAAACCACGGACUUCGCCCAUGAAAUUAUCAACACGGUCGCUGGUGACCUACUCGACACAGUUUGCACAAAGUACAAGAGCAACUCCAGGGAAUGCAGAGCGCUCCCGAAAGUGACUCCGGCCGCAUCGCCGAAAUACAAGAGUUUGCUCCCCCCUCUGGCCGAUGUUCUCGACUCGUUGGGUUCACAAUAGGCUCUGUGUGUACAAAGUCAUUCCGCUUUCGACUGUUCGCACAAACGUCCCCUAGGCGAAGGCGUAGCGCCAAAAAUGUCAAUAUAGCUUCGAAUUCAAUAAAAUGCUCCAUCACGUAUCCAAAUCUCUGUCGAAAGAA
Galendromus occidentalis (western predatory mite) is the source of this 851-nucleotide messenger RNA. RefSeq lists its product as uncharacterized. The coding region runs from base 26 to 712 and encodes 228 amino acids. The transcript is spliced from 3 exons. The record is from RefSeq and is a predicted model, not a curated record. Lineage: Eukaryota; Metazoa; Arthropoda; Arachnida; Mesostigmata; Phytoseiidae.